Molecule: messenger RNA, 417 nt
Organism: Linum trigynum
Lineage: Eukaryota; Viridiplantae; Streptophyta; Magnoliopsida; Malpighiales; Linaceae
Source: the annotation of a GenBank genome assembly
AUGGUGGCCUGGUACUUCCUUUGCCACUGCAAGUUGAUAGUCUGGUGGCAUUGUUGUAGCUGUAGUUUGGGUGGAAAGCGAUGCGGUGAGCCGUAUUUCAGCUUUCUUAUCCGGCCCGAGUCACCGCCGACUGUGACAUGUGUGGUGGAGGAUGAAGGAGAAGAUGCCGGAGUUGUCUUCUUGCUUUCUUUGCCCCUACCCCGGUGGUCACUAGCAGAAUGGAGUAGAGAUAAAGAUUCAGAAACCAGAAAUGAAGCUUACUCACUGCUCUCUCUCUUUGUUUUUAUCGGCGUUGUCGACAUCGCGGCGGCCGACUUGACCCGAUCAGAAUCUUCACCACCGUCUUCCUCUCUUCUCGUCUCAAUUUCAUCUCACUGUACAGUGAAAAACGAAACUGUGAUGGGACGUGAAGGAUGA